Lynx canadensis (Canada lynx) is the source of this 2168-nucleotide messenger RNA. RefSeq names its product zinc finger protein 565 (gene ZNF565). The transcript is spliced from 8 exons. Lineage: Eukaryota; Metazoa; Chordata; Mammalia; Carnivora; Felidae. Bases 479 to 1981 code for a protein of 500 amino acids. Gene Ontology annotation, biological process: regulation of DNA-templated transcription. The record is from RefSeq and is a predicted model, not a curated record.
GAGUCCAAAGCGGCCGACGUUACGCUUUCCUUGACGUCGUGGCGAGAUCGUUAGCUCCGCAGGGACCCGGACGCGACCAAGGGGAGGCAGAAGGCAGGACUACAGCAUACAUGAAUAUAGUUACAAAAUCAAGAAGUUUGCAACUACUGGGAGCUGACAAAGCAAAAACAAAAGCGAUUCUGUGAAAAUACAACUGUUUUUAGAAUAUCCUAAGCUAUUAUUUUAUGUUCAAGGGAAGAUUGCUUAAAAAAAAGUAAGAAGUUGCUUCUGUAAAUUAAAUGUGAUUUCUCUUUGGAGCAAGGAGGAUAUCCUGGAUUGAGGGUUGACAAGAGGUCUGUGCACAGAAUGUGAGAUCCACUGGGACAGGGACUGGAUUUAUUAUCUUCCUCACACCUAGAACCAUGCCAAUUGAGGACUCUGCACUUGUCCAAGAGAAGAAUCUAAAGAAAUCAGAGCAGCCCAGGUAGUUCUGAAAGCCAUGGCACAGGGGUUGGUAACAUUCAGGGAUGUGGCCAUAGAGUUUUCUCAGGAAGAAUGGAAGUGCCUGGAACCUGCCCAGAGAAACUUGUACAGGGAUGUGACUCUGGAGAACUUCAGUAACUUGGUGUCACUAGGACUUUCCAUUUCUAAGCCUGACCUCAUUUCCUUACUGGAGCAAGGGAGAGAACCCUGGAUGAUUGCAAAUGAUAUGACAGGACCAUGGUGUCCAGAGCUGGAGUCCAGGUGUGAGAAAUUUCCACAAAAAGAUAUUUUUGAAGUAGAGUCAUUCAAUUGGGAGAUCAUGGAAAGCCUUAAAUGCUGUGAUUUUGAGGGCUCCAAUUUUGGAGAUGACUGGGAGUGCAAAGGCCAAUUUGAAAGACAACGAGUAACUCAGGAAUGCUGUUUCAAGCAAGUAAAAAUCACAUAUGAAAACAUGCCCACUUUUGAGCAUCAUACAUCCCUCACUUUACAUCAGAACAAUGAGAUUGGUGAGAAACUGAUCGAAUGUAAUGAGUGUGGGAAAGCAUUUAGCCGUGGCUCACACCUUAUUCAGCAUCAGAAAACUCAUACUGGUGAAAAACCAUUUGACUGUAAGGAAUGUGGGAAGGCCUUUAGUCGUGCCUCACACCUUGUUCAACAUCAGAGAAUUCAUACAGGUGAGAAACCUUAUGAUUGUAAGGAAUGUGGGAAGGCCUUUGGUCGUACUUCAGAACUUAUUCUACAUCAAAGACUUCAUACUGGUGUCAAACCCUAUGAAUGUAAAGAAUGUGGAAAGACCUUUAGACAGCAUUCACAACUUAUUCUGCAUCAAAGAACUCACACGGGUGAGAAACCCUAUGUAUGUAAAGACUGUGGGAAGGCUUUUAUUCGUGGCUCACAACUUACUGUUCAUCGGAGAAUUCAUACGGGUGCGAGACCCUAUCAGUGUAAAGAAUGUGGGAAAGCCUUCAGACAGCAUUCACAGCUUACUGUCCACCAGAGGAUUCAUACUGGUGAGAAACCCUAUGAGUGUAAGGAAUGUGGGAAGGGCUUUAUUCAUAGCUCAGAAGUUACUCGACAUCAAAGAAUUCAUUCUGGGGAGAAACCCUACGAAUGUAAGGAAUGUGGGAAGGCUUUUAGACAACAUGCACAGCUUACACGACAUCAGAGGGUUCAUACUGGUGACAGACCCUAUGAAUGUAAGGACUGUGGGAAGGCCUUUAGUCGUAGUUCAUACCUUAUUCAACAUCAAAGAAUUCAUACAGGUGACAAACCCUAUGAAUGUAAGGAAUGUGGGAAAGCCUUUAUCCGUGUUUCACAACUGACUCAUCAUCAGCGAAUUCAUACUUGUGAGAAACCCUAUCAAUGUAGGGAAUGUGGAAUGGCCUUUAUUCGUAGUUCACAACUUACUGAACAUCAGAGAAUUCAUCCUGGUAUCAAACCUUAUGAAUGUAGAGAAUGUGGGCAGGCCUUUAUUCUUGGCUCGCAGCUCAUCGAACACUACAGGAUCCAUACUGGUUAGAAAGCCUUGAAUGUUAAGGGUAUAGGGAAGCCUUUACAUGGAUUUCACACCUGACUCAAUAUUAGGUAAUGUGUAAUGUAAUGUGAUUAAUGUCAGAAAACCCUCACUUGUCAUUUCCAUUACGGAACAUGGGAUUAUUCCUACCAGAAGAAAAUUCAAUAAAUGGAGGAAUUCUUUUUGCCUCACA